AUGAAUUCACCACAGUUUGAUUUAGCCAAUCAUCCAGUCAAAGACACCAUCAAGUUAUUGACAUCAUUACUAGAAAAGAUCACCAGCAGCAAUGACAGACUUCAUUUAAACGCUGGUAAACUUGAUCCUUCAUCCUAUACUUGUUUCCACGCACGUUCUAUUCCCAGCAUAUCUAUUCAUGCUUAUUUCACUCGUAUAUUAAAAUACUGUCCAUGUGCUAAUGAGUGCUUGAUUGCUCUCUUAGUCUAUUUUGAUCGGAUGACACAACCUAAACCCUCACGCCAUAUCCCACCGCUUCACAUUGAUUCUUACAGUAUACAUCGACUUAUUAUCACAGGCUUAAUGAUUUCCAGUAAACUAUACUCUGAUAUAUUCUUUACUAAUACUCGAUACGCCAAAGUGGGUGGAUUGCCUGUGAAAGAAUUAAACGCACUUGAACUUGAGUUUUUAUAUUUGAACGACUACAACUUGUUUGUGACCAUUGAGGAGCUUCAAGAUUACGGCAAUAAGAUAAUGGAGCAUUGG
Rhizopus microsporus ATCC 52813 is the source of this 525-nucleotide messenger RNA. RefSeq names its product cyclin-related 2. Gene Ontology annotation, molecular function: protein kinase binding; cyclin-dependent protein serine/threonine kinase regulator activity. Gene Ontology annotation, cellular component: nucleus; cyclin-dependent protein kinase holoenzyme complex. Gene Ontology annotation, biological process: regulation of cyclin-dependent protein serine/threonine kinase activity. Lineage: Eukaryota; Fungi; Mucoromycota; Mucoromycetes; Mucorales; Rhizopodaceae. The transcript has 2 exons. The record is from RefSeq and is a predicted model, not a curated record. The annotation marks the transcript as partial.